This is a messenger RNA of Mizuhopecten yessoensis (Yesso scallop), 858 nucleotides long. RefSeq lists its product as uncharacterized. The transcript has a single exon. Bases 91 to 798 code for a protein of 235 amino acids. Lineage: Eukaryota; Metazoa; Mollusca; Bivalvia; Pectinida; Pectinidae. The record is from RefSeq and is a predicted model, not a curated record.
CACCGAAAUGGACGGAUAACUGCCAGUAAGGCUCAUGAUGUAUUUGUACGCAAGGACACAACCAGCCCAAAUGUACUUGUAAAGAACAUCAUGGGGUACAAGUCCUAUGACUUGUCAAAAAACAAGGCUAUUCGUUGGGGACUUGAUAAUGAGGAUAAAGCUCGUACACAGUACACAAGUGCUAAUAAGACUGUACACAAUGAUUUCAAGUGUGAAACAACAGGAUUGUUAAUAGACCAUAGGUCUCCCUUUAUUGGUGCAUCUGCUGAUGGACUUAGAUGUUGUACCUGCUGUGGAAAAGGAACUGUGGAAAUCAAAUGUCCUUAUAAACAUAGACAGCGAAACUUGAGUGAGGUAGCCAGUGAAGACAGUAGUUUCUACCUAACCCCUGAUCUAAAACUUAAAGAGUCACACAAGUACUAUACACAGGUUCAAAUGCAAAUGCAUGUGCAUCAUGUUCAGUUUUGCGACUUUGUGGUCUGCACAGAUUGUGACAUGGUAAUUGUUGUCAUUCCAUACAACGCAAUGUAUUGUCAGGAAGUUGUUAAGAAAUGUCAAACUUUUUUCCAAACUAGUGUGUUGCCAGAAAUUCUGACCGGAAAACUAGAGACAGAUAUUUGUGUUCAACCUUCCAAAAUAACAAGCAAGACGUACUGUUUAUGCGGAGAACCUGCUUAUGGACUUAUGGUGCAGUGCAGCAAUGACUCCGACUGUCCAAUGGAAUGGUUUCACUACAAAUGUGUGAAUAUCAAGAGGAAACCAAGGGGAAAGUGGUUAUGUCCCGAAUGCAAAGCAUAACAAAAAAACAUUAAAUUCAAUCAGACUUCAUUUAUUCGGCACUGAACUAUUCAUUUUGUA